AGUUGUGCUUGUUCGCUCUUUCCGGCCCGGUUAUGGCAGCUGUAUGCAGGAAGCAGAGGGCCUUGGUUCACGGGGAAUGAGCGUUAUCUGUAUGAGCCGCUGCAAGACUUAGAAUUUGUCAGACUUUUUGUCAGACCUCGAGCAACGUCUAUCUGCUCAGGAAAGAUGGCCACGACGGCGCAGUUAUUUGAGGAGCCAUUUGAUGCAGAUGAGUACAUUGAGCGUCUGGCUUGGAGAACUCCAGGAGGUGGUUCUAAAGGAGGGGCAGAAGCAUUUGAUCCUAAAAAGCUGCUAGAAGAAUUUGUAAACCAUAUAGAGGAACUGAAACUGUUAGAUGAGAGGAUCCAGAGGAAAGUUGAGAAGCUUGAACAGCAGUGCCAUCGGGAAGCCAAAGAGUUUGCACACAAAGUCCAGGAACUGCAGAGAAGCAACCAGGUCGCCUUUCAGCACUUCCAGGAGUUGGAUGACCACAUCAGCUACGUGGCCACCAAGGUGUGUCACCUGGGAGACCAGCUAGAGGGAGUGAAUACUCCGAGGCAGCGGGCUGUGGAGGCCCAGAGGCUUAUGACCUACUUUAAUGAAUUCCUUGAUGGAGACUUACGAAGUGAUGUCUUUAACAACUCUGAUAAGAUAAAGGAAGCUGCUGACAUCAUUCAGAAAUUGCACCUGAUCGCUCAGGAGCUGCCGUUUGAUAGAUUUGCUGAUGUAAAGGCCAAGAUAGCAAGUAAAUACCAUGACUUGGAGCGGCAGCUGAUUCAGGAGUUCACCUCGGCUCAGCAAAGAGGGGAAAUCGGCCGCAUGAGAGAAGUGGCUGCAGUCCUGCUACAUUUCAAGGGAUAUGCCCAUUGUAUAGAUGUUUACAUCAAACAGUGCCAAGAGGGUGCAUACAUGCAGGGUGAUGUGUUUGAGGACACUGCUGUUCUCUGUCAGCGGGUCAAUAAGCAGGUGGGCGAGGUCUUCUGCAGCCCUGAAAUGGUCAUGGCUAAACUCAUCCAAAACAUCUUUGAGAACAAGUUACAGACAUAUGUUAAAGAAAGACUUGAGACUCGUUCCACUGAAUUGGAGCAAUACCUCAAAAACCUUUAUGACCUCUACACCAGGACAACAGCUUUGGCUGCUAAACUAACAGAGUUUAACUUGGGUUCGGACAAACACACCUUUCUAUCCAAACUGAUUAAAAGCAUCUUCUCCUCCUACCUGGAUAGCUACAUAGACGUGGAGCGGCAGUAUCUGCAGUCACGAAGUGCUUCUAUUCUGCAACGAUACUACGACUCCAAGAACCACCAAAAACGUCCAGUUGGCACAGGAAGUAUCCAGGAGCUGAAAGAGCGGUUCAGGCAGCGCACCAACCUGGCUUUGGGUCCCACUAUUGACACGCAUGGAGAAACCUUUCUCUCACAGGAGGUUGUGGUCAGUCUGCUGCAGGAGACACGUCAUGCCUUCCAGAGAUGCAACAAGUUGUCUGACCCAGCUGAUCUCCCUAAAAAUGCCUACUCGAUCUUUUUGCUGCUUGUUGAGCACCUUUGUGUAGACCAUAUUGACUAUGCCUUGGAGAUUGGCCUUUCAGCCAUUCCUUCUGCAGAUGCCAAAAAUGCCAACCUCUAUUUCUUGGAUGUUGUACAGCAGGCUAACACUAUUUUUCACCUCUUUGAUAAGCAGUUUAAUGAUCAUCUUAUGCCUCUUAUUAGCUCUUCUCCUAAGCUAACAGAGUGUUUGCAAAAGAAAAAGGAUGUGAUUGAUCAGAUGGAGGUGAAAUUAGACACGGGCAUCGACCGAACACUGAACUGCAUGAUCGGACAGAUGAAAUAUAUUCUAGCCACUGAGCAAAAGAAAACUGACUUCAGGCCAGAAGAUGAAAACAAUGCGAUGAGUACACUACAGUACACUACAGCUUGCUCUAAGGUAUGCACCUACGUGAGUAAGCAGGUGGAGCGUGUACGGAAGUCUAUGGACGGAAAAAACGUGGACACUGUGCUGGCCGAGCUGGGCGUGCGCUUUCACAGGCUCAUACAUGAGCACCUGCAGCAAUUCACCUACACAUCCAUGGGAGGCAUGCUGGCCAUUUGUGAUGUGGCAGAGUAUCGCCGCUGCAAAGACUUCCGGGUUCCUCUGGUCCUGCAGCUCUUUGACACAUUGCACGCUCUUUGUAACCUUCUGGUUGUUGUUCCUGACAAUCUGAAGCAGGUUUGCUCUGGAGAGCAGCUCACAAACCUGGACAGGAACCUCCUGCAUGCCUUUGUGCAGCUCAGAGCGGACUAUCGCUCAGCUAGACUGGGCCGCCAUUUUAGUUAAUGAUUGGUAAGACUGCACAACCAGUACACAGCUGUCCAAUCAGAGAAGCACUCUCGGGUCAAUCUGAGUGGCUUUCGGACAUUUCUUUUUUUAUUAUUAAUUACACAACAGCUCUUCAUCAAAGAUUGUGUGGCCCAAUACAUACUGAAAAAAGAAUAUUUAUGCAUCUGCUCAUUUGUAUAUUCAAAUUUUAUUUGCUGUGUCUUUUUCUGUGCUCUUCUUUUAACCUGUAAUCUACAUGUAUGAAUGUAUGGCAUUUCAUUGAUGUGAAAUGUAUUCCCCUCUUCUCUCUUUUUUUUGCAUUAUUGUAAUGCACACAUCACUGAUCUGUAAAAUGAAAAGCAUUAAGAGGGCUGAAUUGUGGGUUAUUUUUUUUGUUUGUUUGUUUGUUUUUUUAAGCUGAGGUUGGAGAUGAAUUUGGUUUACAUCUGGAAACAACAAAUUAGGUAGUUUAUUGUACCAAAUAUAUGUGACUCUGCUGGCACUGGAGACACUUCAGAAGGUUGCAUAAUGCGCCUGCUAAUGAGCAAGUCUUUUUUUUUUUUUUUUUUUUCCUCACAAUGUUGCGUAGUCUGUAAAAUCUGUUUUUGGUUUCCGUUACAGAAUUUGCAUAACGAAAGCCACUUCGUGUGGUCAAGACUUAGCAACAAAAAAAACAUGGCCCAGGUCACUGCUGUUAACAUAGAAUUUGAAUAAAUAAUAUUAAUUGCUAAACAACUGGAAGUAAUUGGUGAUAUUGCCAAUCAACAGAGCUUUUUGCUUAGUUUUAAUCACAUCACAUUAGUUAGAGGCACAUUUCUUUUACUUUAAAUUUUAAUCUUUUUUUUUUUUUUAUUGUAAUGCUGUACACUUGAUCAACUAAUUGUUUUGGUUCAAAAUCAGAGUUAUUUUCUUCCUAGAGUACUGGUAGUGAAGUUUAAUGGGGUUCAAUGGGGUAAGAUUAAAAAAAAAAAAUCUAAAUUUCUGUGAAGUCAAGAUAAAGCUUUUAAUGUGUGUUAAAAGUAUAAUGUACACAUCGUGCAUAUAUUUGCAUAUGGCAUUGUAAUCUACCACAGUUCCUUAAGAAUUCCUGAAAAGUCAUUUUACAAAUGAAAAAGUAAACCCUGACACUUUUAAGACUUUCAUUGUGUGAAUGGCAUGUAUAGUGCAGACAUAUUGACUGUAAAUGUUGUGUGUUUACUACCAGCUAACAAAGAAAUAUAACAAAAGCAUUAGAUGUAAAACACUAAUGAUGGUACAUAUUACUGUACUAACAUACAAUCCAUAGUACAAUAGUUUGCUGAAUCUGAUUAAAACAGGUCAAGUGUCUGCCAUCUUCAACUUUGGCAAUGAGCUCCAGUCAACACCACUUCUCUUCAAACUCUAAAACCAGUCUGUGAUUAUUUUUACACAGUGCCAUAUGACCCUACAUGAACUUAGCUCUAAGGACCUGUGGGAAACGAAGGGGAAUGUCUGAUUCCAGUGCCUGACUUUGUUGUUACUUUUUAUUUUAUGUUUUUAACACCUUCAUUUCCCUCGCCGUUGAUCUCCUGCAUUGACACAGGCACUAUGACUGCUCUACUGAUAUUGAACCUGCUGAUAUUGAACAAUAAAACAAGUUGUCACAUAGUCAAUCUUACUUUUUUUCCCGCUAUUAACAUGCAAACCUAAUACAAUAAAGUAUAACAAUGAGUAAUA
Molecule: messenger RNA, 3969 nt
Organism: Silurus meridionalis
Lineage: Eukaryota; Metazoa; Chordata; Actinopteri; Siluriformes; Siluridae
Gene: exoc5
Product: exocyst complex component 5
Biological process (GO): Golgi to plasma membrane transport; exocytosis
Cellular component (GO): cytoplasm; exocyst
Source: RefSeq, a predicted model, not a curated record